AUGUUAACUUUAGACUUUCGUGAAUGAUAGGUGUUAGUGCUGAUCAGAUCGAAACCGGGCAAUCGUCAGAGUCAUUCAGAGUCAAUUCGACUGUAGAAGUGGCAGAUACCACUGACGGUAAUAGUGAAUUAAAGCCCAUUCUAGCUUCUCAAGGCUGGAAGUACGACGCGUUUUUGUGUCAUGCCGGUGAAGACAAAAGGAAAUUCGUCGGUCCUCUAAACAAGGAGAUGAGAAAGAAACAUCAGAUUGUUUCAUUUUUUGAUGCUGAUUCCUUAUCAGAAGGACGCAUGGCACAGACAGACAUUGCCGAAGCCAUUAUACAGUCUCCUCUAUUUGUCGUUAUACUCAGCCAUAAAUUUAAAGGAAAACGUUAUCCUGCAGCAGAAGUAAAAGCAGCACUUGAAUUUAACAAAAAUGGACCUGACUCAUUUGAAUUUAAAUCACGUUACAAGAAGGUCAUACCAGUCUUUUACAAGCUUACAGCCGAUGAAUGCAGCGGCUGUGAUAUCGAGAUUUUAAACAUAUUAGCUGGAAUUACUGGCAUUGAGAAGAAGCAGAAUGAAGACGUUAGAAGUUUUGUGAAUUACGUUGCCCAGAAAAUUUUAAAACAUGUUAAAGCCCAAAAAGAUAAACCUGAAGUGGAGACCCUUCCGGAAAUGUCACCUGUUCAUACUCGGGUAAAAGAGAUCUUCGAUGAAUUUAAGAAAAGGACCUAGUAGGACAACAUAAAUGAUUGUAAUUAGGUGAGAAAAUAGCUGAUCGAUAGAGGAGUUUGACAUAUAGUCAAAGUCUAUGUUUUUACAUGUAACGUAUCAAGUGCUAUUUUACUAGAUUACAUGCAUGGAGUAGUUUGAUGUGCUGUUUGUACAAUGCGACAUACAUACAAGUAAAUUAGCGGUAA
Messenger RNA from Corticium candelabrum, 901 nucleotides. RefSeq lists its product as uncharacterized. Gene Ontology annotation, biological process: signal transduction. NCBI's taxonomy places the organism in Eukaryota, Metazoa, Porifera, Homoscleromorpha, Homosclerophorida, Plakinidae. The transcript is spliced from 3 exons. The record is from RefSeq and is a predicted model, not a curated record. The coding region runs from base 24 to 716 and encodes 230 amino acids.